GCUGCAUUGACUGGUCAGUGGAUCUCAAGACAUACAUGGCUUUGGCAGGUGAACCAGUCCGAGUGAAAUGUGCCCUUUUCUACAGUUAUAUUCGUACCAACUAUAGCACGGCCCAGAGCACUGGGCUCAGGCUUAUGUGGUACAAAAACAAAGGUGAUUUGGAAGAGCCCAUCAUCUUUUCAGAGGUCAGGAUGAGCAAAGAGGAAGACUCAAUAUGGUUUCACUCAGCUGAGGCACAAGACAGUGGAUUCUACACUUGUGUUUUAAGAAACUCAACAUAUUGCAUGAAGGUGUCAAUGUCCUUGACUGUUGCAGAGAAUGAAUCAGGCCUGUGCUACAACAGCAGGAUCCGCUAUUUAGAAAAAUCUGAAGUCACUAAAAGAAAGGAGAUCUCCUGUCCAGACAUGGAUGACUUUAAAAAGUCCGAUCAGGAGCCUGAUGUUGUGUGGUAUAAGGAAUGCAAGCCAAAAAUGUGGAGAAGCAUAAUAAUACAGAAAGGAAAUGCUCUUCUGAUCCAAGAAGUUCAAGAAGAAGAUGGAGGAAAUUACACAUGUGAACUUAAAUAUGAAGGAAAACUUGUAAGACGAACAACUGAAUUGAAAGUUACAGCUUUACUCACAGACAAGCCUCCCAAGCCAUUGUUCCCCAUGGAGAAUCAGCCAAGUGUUAUAGAUGUCCAGCUGGGUAAGCCUCUGAACAUCCCCUGCAAAGCAUUCUUCGGAUUCAGUGGAGAGUCUGGGCCAAUGAUCUACUGGAUGAAAGGAGAAAAGUUUAUUGAAGAACUGGCAGGUCACAUUAGAGAAGGUGAAAUAAGGCUUCUCAAAGAGCAUCUUGGAGAAAAAGAAGUUGAAUUGGCACUCAUCUUUGACUCAGUUGUGGAAGCUGACCUGGCGAAUUAUACCUGCCAUGUUGAAAACCGAAAUGGACGGAAACAUGCCAGUGUUUUGCUGCGUAAAAAGGAUUUAAUCUACAAAAUUGAGCUUGCAGGGGGCCUGGGAGCAAUCUUCCUCCUCCUUGUACUGCUGGUGGUCAUUUACAAAUGCUACAACAUUGAAUUGAUGCUCUUCUACAGGCAGCACUUUGGAGCUGAUGAAACUAAUGAUGACAACAAGGAAUAUGAUGCCUAUCUCUCUUACACAAAAGUGGACCAAGAUACUUUAGACUGUGACAAUCCUGAAGAAGAGCAGUUUGCUCUUGAAGUACUGCCAGAUGUCCUGGAAAAACACUAUGGAUAUAAACUCUUCAUCCCAGAAAGAGACCUGAUUCCAAGUGGAACAUACAUGGAAGAUCUCACAAGAUAUGUUGAACAAAGCAGAAGACUUAUUAUCGUGCUAACUCCAGACUAUAUUCUCAGACGGGGAUGGAGUAUUUUCGAACUGGAAAGCAGACUCCAUAACAUGCUAGUCAGUGGAGAAAUCAAAGUGAUUUUGAUUGAGUGUACAGAAUUAAAAGGGAAAGUGAAUUGCCAGGAAGUGGAAUCACUAAAGCGUAGCAUCAAACUUCUGUCCCUGAUCAAGUGGAAGGGACCCAAAAGCAGCAAAUUAAAUUCUAAGUUUUGGAAGCACUUAGUAUAUGAAAUGCCCAUCAAGAAAAAAGAAAUGCUACCUCGGUGCCAUGUUCUGGACUCCGCAGAACAAGGACUUUUUGGAGAACUCCAGCCUACACCCUCUAUUGCCAUGACCAGUACUUCAGCCACUCUGGUGUCAUCUCAAGCUGAUCUCCCUGAAUUCCACCCUUCAGAUUCAGUGCAAAUGAGGCACUGUUGCAGAGGUUAUAAACAUGAGAUACCAGCCACGACCUUGCCAGUACCUUCCUUAGGCAACCACCAUACUUAUUGUAACCUGCCUCUGACGCUACUCAACGGACAGCUACCCCUUAAUAACACCCUGAAAGAUACCCAGGAAUUUCAUAGGAACAGUUCUUUGCUGCCUUUAUCCUCCAAAGAGCUUAGCUUUACCAGUGAUAUUUGGUAGUGAAAAAUCUGAAUUCCUCUGAACAGCUAGAUAAGCAUAGAGAAUUUCUGCUAUACCAAGCAUAAAGUACACCUAAUAACGUUGUGUUAAAAAAGUGUUUGAAGAAAAAGGUACAAAAAUGGCUUUUAUACUUAAAUAUUUUUGUUUACAUUUCCAGAAUAGUGGGGGGAAAGAAGGACCUGCUUUUGUAGUAUGGCACCUUGUUCCAAUGUACAGUUUUGAUUUCUUCCUGAAAACAAAAAUUUUAAAAUCCUGUUGUCUUAGAGUAGCUUUUAUGAUAGCACAUGGACUGCAUGCUUAGUAGGUGAGCUGUCUUGCCCAUAUUUAAAAAGAUUUCAGUAUUCACAUGGUAUUUGAAAUAAAGAAAAUUUAAACAGUUUAAUUGAAUUUGAAAAUUCUGAACCAAGUUUAAGGGGAAAAAUGACUUCUAUAGAGUUCUGAAAACUCAGGAAUUAUCAAGAAAGAAAUGUUGAUGCACUCCAGUUAGAAGACUGUUUGUAGAGGAAGAUCAGUUGAGAAAAAAUGAGAACUUCUUCAACAUAAUGGACACUUUCUGUAGACUAAAUCAACAGCUCAUAAUAACAGCUUUUAGUUUUAUUAGAGAAUCACAUCUUCUGUAGGCAAACUGGUAGAUAGGUAAACAAUAUGCAUUUCUUACGCAAAUGAAUAGACAGGCUGUGAGUUCUUUUAGGAUGAUUUUGAACAGCCCUUGUGGCUUUCUAAUUCCAAAAGUUUUACAACUUUGAAAACACAUUUUGAAGUACACAUUUCAUUGUUUGCUAACAAAUUCACAUUUGGAAUUUUUCCUUGACCUGCUAUAAGUAUUAUAUGAAGAUAUGGACAUCGUCCUGCUUUUUUUCAACAUCGUUGACAUUUGAAUUUAAAUACAUAGACUGCAAGUGUCAGCAAUUGGAAAGAAGUACUGCAACAAUAUUCGCAGAUGAAGUGCUAAAUGAUUUAUGUUUACUAGUGGUAGAGCAGCAAUUGCACAGUUUCUCAUCGGCAAUGUAGUUAUAAAACAGACUAUUCUGUAUAUAUAGUAUAUGGCCAUCUGUGCAAGGCUCCUGCACAAGUAUGUCUACUCCUGGUGCUUCGAAGAGUAUAUAUUUGAUAGGCUAAACUUCUCCAUCAUCACAUAGUGACUGUGACUGUACCAUGCCAGAAAAUCCUUGUAAAUAAUCUAAGUAAGUAUUGCCUUUUUGCUGUAAGGAAUGUGCUCCUAUUCUAGUAUUUAUUAUGGAUUACUACUUUAUGUUCUUUCCAAUUAAUCAAAUUAGAUGUGCUCUCCACC
Molecule: messenger RNA, 3264 nt
Organism: Pan troglodytes (chimpanzee)
Lineage: Eukaryota; Metazoa; Chordata; Mammalia; Primates; Hominidae
Gene: IL1RAPL2
Product: interleukin 1 receptor accessory protein like 2
Exons: 9
Coding region: 36-1973 (645 amino acids)
Biological process (GO): signal transduction
Molecular function (GO): interleukin-1, type II, blocking receptor activity
Source: RefSeq, a predicted model, not a curated record